Molecule: messenger RNA, 1122 nt
Organism: Cryptococcus wingfieldii CBS 7118
Lineage: Eukaryota; Fungi; Basidiomycota; Tremellomycetes; Tremellales; Cryptococcaceae
Exons: 1
Coding region: 1-1122 (373 amino acids)
Source: RefSeq, a predicted model, not a curated record
AUGGCAGUCCCUCCUCCCCCGGCCCCCGCUAUCGACCCCUACUCCCUCCUCCGCCCGACGCCUCUAGCUGCCAAACGCCCCUUGCCAGCCCCACCUCCAGUCUCGCACGAAGAGAAGAAGAAGCCAGCCGUCAUCCGCCGCCGGUCGUCCUUGAAGUUUCUGCCCAUGCCUGUGACGUGGGAUGAAAAGAUACCUGCUGCCACCCAUCUUUCCCCACCCAACACGCCCCCCGCCCCUGCUCCCCGGCAAAACAAACUCCAAAAAAAGCCUCCUGGCAACCACGUCUUCUUCCUCGAAGACGUCUCCCGCAUCCCGCUUACCCCGGAAGGCCAUGGGCACGAGGCCGGGGGAUACACCUACCAAGGGGAGGGGUACAAAAAGGCGAGGGUGGAAGGCGGGAGGAAGGAGGGAAGGGGGGUGAAGAAGAAGCGGUCGUUUGGGCUUUGUGGACCUUGUGGACCUCGGCCGAUGAUGGGUGAGCAUGAGAGGGAGUAUCAUUAUCUUGAAGAUGGGCAGGGGCAGGGAGGGAUGGCAGACGUGGUGCCGGCGAGCGGGGUCAGCGGGGUGAAGGAAGAUCCCAGCCGUCCUCUUCCUUCACCGCCUAGCUCGAAAACCAAAUACCCCACCACCCCCAUGCCUCUCUCCCCCAUCUCCAACGCCUCAUCGUCUUCUUCGUAUCAGCACGACGAGCCGCCAUCGCCGGUAGUCAGCGAAGCCUGGAAACACACCUCGUAUUUCCCAGAGUACACCCCAUUAUUACCGGUCCUGAAAGCCGAGGCAGAAGCGAAGGCAGCCAAAGAGGCCGAAGAAAAAGCAGCAACCGCCCCACCUGCUCCUCCCAUCCCUCCACCCCCUCUACCCCCUCCUCCUGUCAUACCCCCACCCCCACCCGAAAUCCCAUUCGCAUCCUACCCCUACCCCUACCCCUACCCUCCUUAUGCGGCACCCCCGGCUGAAAACGGGCCGCCGAUGCUGCCGCCGUGGACAGCGUGGCAAGGCGAGGGAGGGCAAAAAGCAGAGUGGACGUCGGCGCAGAGGUAUUAUCCGGCGGGGGGGUGGAAUACGGAGGGGAAUGGGGGGUGGCAUAGUUGGGCGGGAGGGUAUGGGGGUCAUGGGGCAUAG